Messenger RNA from Fundulus heteroclitus (mummichog), 3186 nucleotides. RefSeq names its product Cadherin_repeat and Cadherin_C domain-containing protein. Gene Ontology annotation, molecular function: calcium ion binding; cadherin binding. The transcript is spliced from 14 exons. The record is from RefSeq and is a predicted model, not a curated record. Gene Ontology annotation, cellular component: catenin complex; cytoplasm; plasma membrane. NCBI's taxonomy places the organism in Eukaryota, Metazoa, Chordata, Actinopteri, Cyprinodontiformes, Fundulidae. Gene Ontology annotation, biological process: adherens junction organization; multicellular organism development; calcium-dependent cell-cell adhesion. The coding region runs from base 256 to 2574 and encodes 772 amino acids.
GUGACGUGUGGGAGAGAUCCGUUGGCUCUCAGAAAUGAAGGUCAUGACUGGAGGAAGGAGGAUUUGGAGAGUUAUUCUUGUAUUCUGCCAAGUCCAGAUUUUGGUUUCUUCCGCUGCUGCAGGGACACAGCUGUGGUCCUUGGACAAUAUUCACAGUUAUACUAAUCCAAAAAGUCUAAACGAGAGCAACCUUGAGGUACACGUAAAAGUCCUUUUUCAUCACUCAUUGAUCGAGACGCAUGCGUCUAACGCAACAUGCUGUCCCGAUUCAUACAGAAUGACGCCGCCGCUGUUCUCCAGCUGCCAGAAUCUCCGCUGGUGACCGGCAGACCGAAGCGGGUGAAGAGGGAGUGGGUCUUUCCCCACAUCAACAUCCCAGAAAACCACAAGGGUCCAUACCCACAUUACGUGUUGAAGCUCAAGUCCAGCAAAGCGGGAACGGUGGCCAUAACGUAUAAGAUCAGCGGCCCGGGUGCAGACGAGCCCCCUGAAGGUGUUUUCACCGUCGACGGCCAAAGUGGCGUUAUGUAUGUGACCCAGCGACUGGACAGGGAGAAAAAAGACAGAUACACUCUGGUGGCUCACGCCCUGAACGAGAGGGAGCCGGCAGAGCAGCCCGUGGAGUUCACCAUCAACAUCAUUGACCAGAACGACAACGCCCCUGAGUUCACCCAGAAAGUCUUCGCCGGCAGCGUGAGCGAAAGUGCUGACGUCGACGAACCCGUCGCAAAGGUAACGGCGAAAGAUAAGGACGACCCAGAAACAAACAACGCCAUCGUUAGGUAUCGACUAAAAUCUCAGACGCCUACGAUGCCCGCAGGAGACAUGUUUGCCAUAAACGCAGUGAGUGGAGUGAUCCGUCUGAACAAACAGGGGCUGGACAGAGAGACCCAGCCAGAAUACAAACUGAUCAUUGAAGCCGCAGAUAUGCUGGGGGAGGGACUGACCACAAGCUGCACUGUUGUCAUCAACGUUACUGACAGCAACGACAAUGCCCCAAAUUUCACCGAGACAUCCAUGUCCACGUCAGUCGCUGAGAACGCGAUGGGAGUAGAGGUAGCAAGACUGAAGGUCACCGAUAUGGAUGAGCCAGCGUCCCCGAAUUCAAACACCAAAUACUUGAUUGUCAAAGGCAACGAAGAUGGAGCCUUCAACAUCACUGCCGGGUCAGAUACGAUGGAGGGAGUUAUCACAACUGCCAAGGGGCUGGAUUUUGAGAGCGUGUCUGUCUACAGGCUGUUGGUGGAGGUGACGAACGAGGCACCGUUUUCUCUCCCUAUGCCCACCGCAACGGCCACGGUCACCGUAAAAGUCGUUGACAGAAACGAGCCUCCUGUUUUCAGCCCAGCUGAGGUGCAGGUGACCCUCUCAGAGGGCGUGGCAGUCAGCGCUUCUGUGGCUGAACUCAAAGCAGAGGACCCGGACACAGCCAGAAAACAGCGCAUCAGCUACAAGCUCUGCAACGACUCUGCCGGGUGGCUCAGCGCCGACUUCAGCACCGGAUCAGUCAAGGUCGCCAGCAGCAUGGACAGAGAGUCCCAAUACGUCAUAGGCAACAAAUACACCGUUUUAAUUCUAGCUUAUGAUGACGAUACCAAUCCAGCAACAGGAACAGGUACUCUGGUUGUGAGUUUGCUGGACGUGAAUGACCACCGUCCGGUGAUCAGGCAGAGGAAAGCCAGUCUGUGUAACACGGACUCCAUUCCAGCGCUCCUGGAUAUACUGGACCGUGAUGGGGCGGGUCACGCCGGGCCGUUUACCGUGGAGCUUACAGGACAACACAAGGCAAACUGGACCGUCAAAACCAAUUCCACAAGCAAUGUUGCAUCUCUUUACCCCAGAAGAACCCUCCCUCCUGGGGACUAUACUGUUACCAUGAGGAUUUAUGAUGUCGAGAUGCUCUAUCAAGACAGCACGCUGGCCGUAGAAGUGUGCCACUGUCAAGGAGCGGUGGAUGCCUGCUUCAUCCCACCUCCUAGCCCACGGUCAAGCGUUCUUUCUUUGGCAACCCCUCUCCUGGGAGCUACCUUUGGUGUCCUGUUGCUGCUGCUCCUGCUGCUUCUCCUGCUGCUGAGAAAAAGGAGGAGGGUAGGGAAGGGGGACCCUCUUCUUGAAGAUCUCACCCGCGACAACGUCUUCUGCGACAGCGAGGAGGGAGGAGGUGAAGACGACAAGGAUUAUGAUUUAUCCCAGCUACACAGAGGGCUUGACAACCGACCUGAAGUUUUCAGCACGGUCGUUUUUCCUACUGUCCAGACUCCACCAGUCUACCGCUUUCAAAUCCAAGCCGGCGAGGAAAUCGGCAAAUUUAUCGAGCAUAACCUGCAAACUGCAAACAGCGAUCCCUCUGCUCCCCCUUACGACUCUCUCCUUGUGUUCGACUAUGAGGGUGGGGACACUGAGGUGGACUCUCUCAGCUCCAUCCAGUCCUCAGAUUCAGGUGAGGACCAGGACUUUCAGGUCUUGGCGCAGUGGGGGCCACGCUUCAGCAGACUGACGGACCUGUACGCUGGGGGCAGAGAGGAGGAAGACAGUGACGACCAAACGCUGCCAGGAAAAGCAGAAUGGGUCUGACACACCCAAACAUAUUUGGAGAUCAUACAACCUUGUGGGCUUCUGUGCUAAGAAUGAUCUGUGGGCUUAUUCAGCCACCGUGUGUGUUUUAUCUGUACCUGUGCCAUAUUCCUUCUUACUUUGUUUAUACUUUUGUGUGAUAUUUUGUUGCUGAAAUCUUUAUUUUUAAUAAUAUUUAGACAGAAACUUUAUUUUUUAUGAGUUUCUGUUAUCAAAUCAUUGUUUAUGCUAUUUUAAUGCCAAUAAAUUACAAUGUGAUGACUUACAGGGCCUUGGAGAAAUAUUCAUACUCCUCAAACCUUUUCAAAUUCCUGUGUAUUAUAUGGGGAUUGUUAAGUAUAGAACAAGUGUCUGCAACAUAUGGCUCUUUAGACCCUCCUCUGCGACUCUAAUGUUGGUCACAAUUGCUAAAGAUUUUGUAAUUAAAGAAAAUGUAAUAGUAUAAUAUCCAGUUUAGAAGGUUCUCCUAAGCAUUUUCAUGCACAACAUGCAUAGCAUUUCCACAAAGAAUACACUAAUAAAGUAAGGAACAUUGUUUUAAACAUUGAGUUAUAUCUUUUACCUUUUAGUUGCUAACGAUGUGCUUUUUUUGACAUAAUUUUCUAUUUAAUA